This is a messenger RNA of Aspergillus affinis, 1461 nucleotides long. RefSeq lists its product as uncharacterized. The record is from RefSeq and is a predicted model, not a curated record. The transcript has a single exon. Lineage: Eukaryota; Fungi; Ascomycota; Eurotiomycetes; Eurotiales; Aspergillaceae. The coding region runs from base 1 to 1461 and encodes 486 amino acids.
AUGGCAGGCGGCCAGAACUCGAACCAACCACACCACCACAACGACGGCUCUCGCGGCUGGCCCGACGACGACAAUCCAUUCGUCGCCUUCCGCCGUUUCGCCAAUGAGCAGAUCUCGUCGAUGCUCCAGUCGGUCAUGGGGAUUCCAUCUAUGGUCUCCCCUCCAUCGCCCAGCGGAUGGGACGUUUUCGCAGACGACCCAAAUUAUGCCCGAGACUCCCGCUACCGUCAAAGACAAAACGACGACGCCAACGGAACCGAAACCCCCUCCGGCGAUUCAACCUCAGACAACCAUUCUCAGUCGCGAUCGGAAAAUCCUUGGCGCUCUCACGGAUUUGGAGGACGACGGGGCGCGUCUUCCCACGACCUCUUCGAUACGGAUUUCUUCGAUUCCUUCUUCGAUAAAUUCUGGUUCGAUGACCACUUCUCCUCGCGCUUCUUCCACCCAUACCACCGUCCCAUGUUCUCCAACAUGGUGAGCGACGACUCGCCCACCUGGCCGGUCACAUACCUUAUGUUCAGCCCCUAUUCGCCUCUUCAUCUUGAGCGCCAAGCACAAUAUCGAUCUCACCGCGGCGAAAGAGGGGUCUUUUCGUCGCUCAUGUCGUCUUUGAAACCCACUUCCGAGCGCGACCAGUCGGAACCACAAUGGAGAGAGGCUUUUGAGGAUCUCCUGCGACUCGAGAAUGGAAAGCCGAUGCUCGAUCAUGGGUCGGAAGACACCAACAAGCCGGAGACGGGAAGGGAAUGGAUGCAGGGCUUGGUAAAGCGCGGUAGCUUGGGAGAUCGGUGGAAAUACGUUUCUGGCGCGAACGAUCGCCCUUGGUCGGGUAUCACGUUCGACGGGUCUAAAUCCGAGAAAGACGACUCCAGAGGAUCGGAUGAAGACCACCGGAACAACAACGUGAAAGCCGAGUUCAGCUGGAACGCACAGCCCGAAUCGCUAACAGAAUUGGACCUCUACGACCGCUUCCUGAACGACAUCGAGGCUCGUGAGCGUGAAUUUUCCAGAGUGCGCGAGAGCCCUCUCCUUCGUCUAUUAUUGGAUGACAGAUAUGGAAUUAGAGAUGGACGGGAUCCGUCGCGCGAAGAAAAUCACCGAGACGAUGCAGAAACUUGGCUGGAGCUGGUCUCUGGCGGCCAGAGGAAUUCUGUUCCGGACACCGUUCCUGAAAAAGAGCAAACUACCACCACACCAUCGACAGCUGUUGAUACUCCCUCGACAGCAGAGCAGAAGCCCUACGUCAUCUCCACAAAAACCACGACGGAGCGCGUGCGACUCUCCGAUGGCUCUGUUCAGACGAAAACUAUCAAGACAAAACGCUUUGCUGACGGGCGCGAGGAGAGCAACGAGUCUGUAGAGGUCGUCAACCCUCCUCAACACAAUCGGAUUUCCCCAGCGGACCAAGACGAAUCGUCAUCUCAUCAGAAUAAAGACGGCUGGUUCUGGAAGGGUAAUUGA